GCAGUUGCUCCGCCGCUGUCGGCGCGGGAGGUGGUGCUUGAGUGUGCGGCGUGUUUGUCGGGUGAGGGGAAGACGAGGGAGUGCCUUCUGUUCAGGGACGGCAGCCUGUCGACACUAGCUCCUCGCCAGCCGCAAGAGACGACCUCGCCGCCGCCAUGCACGUGGGCGGAGUUCCCCUGCUGUGGCUCCUGCUAGUCGCCGGGGCCAUCCCGCUGCUGGCGUCCUACCGCCCCUUCAGGACCGAUAGACGGCCGAGGGUGUACGGGGACCGAGUGCCCAAGAGGGCGCUCAGCACCUCGCACCGGCGGGUCCAGAAGAAGAUCGCCUCCUACCACAACUUCUUCCGCAGCCGCGUGUCGCCGCCCGCCGCCGACAUGCUCGCCAUGACGUGGCACAAGGGGGCGGCGCGCGCCGCCCAGCGCUGGUCCGACCAGUGCCUCAUGCUGGUGCACGACGACGUGAUGGGCCGCUGGCAGGACGACUUCGGCACUUGCGGCCAGAACAUCUUCAUCUCCACGCAGCAGGUGCCGUGGUUCUUCGCCAUCAAGAUGUGGUUCCUGGAGAAGUACAACUUCACGUACGGCUCGCAUCACAACGACCUGGAGGUGGUGGGCCACUACACGCAGAUGGUGUGGUCGGCGACGCACCGGGUCGGCUGCGGCUUCACCAAGUGCCAGCGCGGGGGCAUCCGCGGCAAGCCCUUCUUCAACUACGUCUGCAACUACUGCCCCAUAGGUAACUACCGCGACCGACUGGGGCGACCCUACAAGAAGGGCAAACCGUGCUCCAAGUGCUCGGCGCACUGCCGCCAGGAGAAGCUCUGCACCAACGCCUGUCCCACCGCGGACCUGUGGGCCAACUGCCGCGACCUCAACUCCACGUGGCACAACUGGCUGUGCAACGACCACACGGCGGGCGGCCGCGAGCGCCACGGUUUCUGCAAGGCUACCUGCGGCUGCAAGGGAAGGAUAUUCUGAGGACCUUCUCCCAGACUUCAGAGAAACAUCUCCCGCACUUGUGAGAAACAUCUUCUGGACUUCAGAGGACUAUCUCCCCGACUUCAGAGGACCCUCUUCCGGACUUCUGAGAACCAUCUCCUGGACUUCAGAAAACCUUCUUCAGGACUUACGAGUACCAUCUUCCAGAAUAUCUCCCAGACUUCAAAAUGUCCUCUUCAGGACUUCCGAGAACCAAUUCCUUGACUUCAGAAGAUUCUCUUCAGGUCUUAUGAGGACUAUCAUCUCGACUAUCUCCAAAACAUCAGAGGACCCUCUUCUGGACUUCUGAGUAACAUCUCCUGGACUUCUUAAGAUCCUCUUCAGGACUUAUGAGGACCAUCAUCCGGAUUAUCUCCCAGACAUCAGAGGACCCUCUUCCGGACUUUCGAGGACCGUCUAGAACUCAUGAGGACCAUCAUCCGGACUAUCCCAGACAUCUGAGGACCCUCUUUUGGGCUUCUGAGGACCGUCUCCAGGACUUCAAAUGACCAUCAAGCGGGACAUCUUAGGGCCGUCUCUUGGACUUUAUAAGAUAAUUUCCAGUACAUCAGAAGACAUAUUUGUCUUCUGGGGACUCUCUCCUGGAUAUCUGAAGACUCUCUUCCUCAUGGAAGGCCACACGCCUGUUGUUUCUUCAUAGCGUGUACUGGGUGCGUACUGCUUUCUACCCGGGACAAACACCACUGCCAGCGAGUCUCACUGAAGAUCACUCAGUUCCUCAUGGUACCGCGUUGCUACGCCUCUCUGUAGCCGAGCUUUGCUUCACAAAGUUGCAAGUAACCUUACGACUGAACUUCGCAUCCAAAUUUCAAAGUAUAUUAAGUGGAUAUAACACCAUUUUUUUUAAAAACAGACGAAUGUGAUUCGUUUUAAUGUUUUCUCCAACGGACACAUAUAAGAAGAAACUUUGAGUCAAGAUCGUGAGGAUUGAUGGCUUCACGUGUUGCCGUAACUUCUGUCGGGAGUACGAUCAGCACCGCGAGCUGUGCGAACAGCUCAUGAGCACGUGUUGCACGACGCCCGGCUCGGACGGACGCGAGCGUUCAACAGGAAGCCGGGCUGGCGAGUGGUCGGCGUCCCGACGCCGUCAGCGUCGGCGUUUAUUUGCCUUCUCUCCCUGCGCCGCCGACGACAGUUGAACCCCCGUGCGAGGGGCGCGGGGAGUGACGCGUGUGACUGACCCCGUGUUUGGACGUGGCGCGACCUUCAUUUGCUUGUCUUGGGGUCAGAUGUUACGUGACGUUUCGCAGGCCUGCGUAAACGAACACAACGUUCGAGGCACAGCGCAUGGAAACGGCCAACAGUAGAUAAGAUAAGAGAAUAUUUUGAAUAAUAUUUAUUUAGUUCGGUUUCUUACAUUUAUUGGCCUCGUGCCCGCUUUAAGAUUUGAACAAUCACUCUUUUUUUUCUUUCACAAGAGACAAAAAAUACAUUUUCCUACCCUCUUAUUUAUUUUUCUGUUAUCGGUGGAAAAUAUAAAUUUUGUGCCUUCAAAAAAAAACAGGGCUGCUUGGUCAUUAAUUACGAGCAAGAUUAGGUGCGUGUGUUACUAAAAUUUAUGUCAUUUGCUUUUAGCUACUCUUCCUGCCUAGCAAUUUUUUUCGAACCAAACAUCAGACAUGAAAUAAAAUUGAUUUAAACAUAAGGAAAUAUAAUUUUUUUAAACAUCUAUAGCAAUUGUUUAGCAGUUCAUUCGCUUGACAAAAUUGAUAGUCUUUAUUUUCCAAAGCAAUACGAUAGAACGCAUUCUUUUAUUUAACAAAAUUUUCCCUUUUCUGAAAAGUUAGCAUAUUUUAUUUUUGUUUGUUUGUAUGUUUGUUUUUUCGGAGUAUAAUCGCAAUUGGUAUUAUUCAGAACGAAUUUUAAAAUUAGGUGCUUUAUCUCUACUGGUUACACAUAUUAUAUCAUAUUUUACACUAUAAAUUUAAUUCCACUUCAUAAAUUUUACUAAGUACCUACAUUAAAGCCCUUUCCAUCUUAAAUGAAAAAAUAGUUAUUCUUAGUGGCCGGUUACGUCACUACUGAUUAAACAUACUCGUGCAAUGAAGAAGAGUGUGUUUGCUGAUGUAUUAACGAGUUUUUUUUAAAUAUAUAUUUUUAAAUUUCAAGAUGAUGAUUAUCAUAAGUUGAUAUUAACAUUUUGUAAACUCAUCCGUAAAUUCACAAAGAUAUCCGUAAAUUUACGAAGAGUACCCAGAGUUUUCUCGUUAAUUUACGGUGCCAGUUUUCAACAGAGUAGAUAAUGUUUACCACAAGCCACCCAACGGUGGCACCCACAUCAUCAGAUAGAACCUGGGCAUUCUCCGACGAGGAUUGUGCACUGUAGUACUUUUCGUACGCCAGGUUGGCUUCAUUAAUCUUUAGGAACUGUAUUUAUGCAAAGAAAAUACAUACAAAGCAUGGGCCAGCUAAGCGUUUAACUCCAAAAAAACCAAAACACUACCGCAACUCUUCCUUACGCAAUUAUAUACUAAAAUAUUCACAACAGUUUUCAAACUGACGUAAAAAGCUACAAAAAGUAAGUUGGCAGUAACAAGGGAGUAUGUAACUCAAUUGGUUGAGCGUCGCAGAUCUACAAGUGCCGAGAUUGUUUCGUUCGAACUUUUCACAGUGAUGCAGCUGUCCAUGAGAGUCGUCACACAUUGCAAUUUUGGAUAGACAAUAUUAUUAAGACCCAUCUACAUCACACCUAUUUAUUUUACUCGUAGAAUUUCUGGUAAAAGUUUCAGCAUGAGCUCUUGUACCAUAACUUGUAUUUUACGUAGAUAUUUUAUUCUUAAAACUAAAACUUCAACUACCAGGCAGUGUUAAGUUUAAUAAAUUCAAAUGUUACUGUACGUAAUUAUUAAGAAAGUUUAUUUUCAAGAUAAUAACUUAGCAAUUUAAUAUCGAUUUGUAUUUCAUUCAUAUUCACUGGGUUCUGUCGAUUUUGUAUAGUACAUGUGUUCGUGUCUUAUGCAUGUCAACUAGCCAGGAGUAUCACGAAAUUGUCACCUUUUUUAAAUCUUAAUUUUUCUAUUGUGUAUAUUGAUUGUUUAUUUCUACGAACUCCUUGGUAUAACAAUUAAUUUUAAUUGAAUGAAAUAAGCUUUACUGCAGUGAAGAUUUAAUUAAUCCUGUAGUAAUAAGUAUUUUAAUGAGAAACCAUGAUGCGACAAAACGUUGUCGAUUCAUUAUAAAAUACUAACAAAUUCCUUUGCAGCAUGUGUCCAAGUGAGAAUAAUUAGUAUUUGUUAAAUAUUUUCUUUUUCAAGUAAUUUUAUAUGCUCUUGUAUAACACAUCAAAAGUUGCACACUGCAUCUGAACCUUUUAUAUUUACUUUAAAUAUUUUGUAUAGUAUUAGCAUUAUACACUACUUUGGCAAAUUUUUCAAAAACCACGUUAUAAAAGAUUUUAUAUAUAAAAUCUUAGCUUUGUGCCAAAUUUGUUAUCAGUGACGUAACUAAAUAAAGAAGACAGUCCACGACAAAUGUCAUUGUUCUUUUUAGAAUUUAAAAUUGAAAAACUGGAAUAAGUCACUUUUACUUGACUAUGACUUUUACCUAUGACUGAUUGGGAAAUUAUUUUUUAUUAGGUAUGCCUUCAUUUAAAGUGAAAAUUGAUAAUAAAAUCUGUAAGGUGAAAGUGAGUCGUAAAAGUUCUAAAAAAAACAAGAGUUUAUUUAUUUAUAAAAAUAAAAUGUUCCUUCCUAGUUGCCAGUUACAUGUGACGCCUCAGACUGUACCAGAGUGUUAUUAAUGUUUCAAUAAUGAAUCACAGCUUCUCAUAUUAGUGCUACGGAACGAUAGAUUACGUGUUACGGCUCUUCGAAGAAUUUAUAAAGAACAUUAACCUAAAUGUUAGAUAAUUAAGUAUUUUAAAAGUGCCAUUCAUUGCGUAACAUUUAAUUAGAAUAUAUUGUAAACCUAAUGUGAAAUUCAAUCUUUUAUGAUACGAGUAAUAUUUGUAAAUAUGUUAUGUAAAUUAAUAAUUUUGUGUAAUUAUGAUAUUCUAUAAAGUUUAUUCAUGAAGAGCAAGUAUUUAGUUGUUGUGUUAAUUAAUUUAAUGUUUGUAGCUGUUUCUAGUUAUGAGUAACUUAUAAUAUAUAAAUUGAAAAAUGUCUGGAAAUAAUUAGUUAUUUAUGUUUUCACCAGUAGGCAGCUCAGAUUUUACAAAAGAAAGUUAGGUAAGACUCAUUGUCAUAAGAAGAAAUAUAUGAAUUUUGAACUUGAAAAGAUGGUCAUAGAACGUACCGUGUUCUACCUUUUAAAAUGUUAUUUUGUUUAGUUAAUUUCAGCAUAAUAUUUGGCGCAAUUGUUUGUCAAACAAAAAAAUUGUUAUUUACUGUACAAACAGAGUGUAAAUUUAAAUUUGGUUGAUUUUACAUUAAGCAGGGAUAUGUUAUAACUCUUACAUUUUUUCUGACAGAUACUGACCUCAAGCUGCGAGCUAUGGCUUUUAUUAAUCCUGGUAAAUUAGGCUGUUGUUCAUGUAGCAAGAGUUGCCUUGUACGUGACGAUUGAAUUAUGUAAGCAAUUACGACUGUGUACAUAUAUCGUGUUUUGAACGUAAACUUCAUGUAAAUAUAUAUUUUGUAAGAAUUUUUUUGUCAUUAUUUUGUCUUUUUCACGUAUUCAAUAAAUGAGGACUGUAAAGAUGUAA
Molecule: messenger RNA, 5640 nt
Organism: Bacillus rossius redtenbacheri
Lineage: Eukaryota; Metazoa; Arthropoda; Insecta; Phasmatodea; Bacillidae
Product: cysteine-rich secretory protein 1-like
Exons: 6
Coding region: 156-977 (273 amino acids)
Cellular component (GO): extracellular region
Source: RefSeq, a predicted model, not a curated record